AUGAAUCAAGAUGACGGUGUGUUUGGUGAUACAGAUGAAGUGAAGUCAGUAUCAGUGACUGAGGGAGAUUCUGUCACUCUAAACACUGAUGUUACUGAAGUACAGAGAGACGAUCUGAUACUGUGGAUGUUUGGACCUAAAGAGACUCGAAUAGCAGAAAUCUAUAAGCAAAACAUUGAUAUGUAUGACAAUAAUGAGACAUUUGGAGACAGACUCCAGAUGGACAGUCAGACUGGAUCUCUGACCAUCAGAAACAUCAGAUCCGCAUAUCACACUGGACUUUAUAAACUAACCAUCAUCAGCAACAAAGCAACUUCAUACAAGAGAUUCAGUGUUACAGUCUAUGCUCUUCUUCCCAUUCCCAUCAUCACCAGAGACUCUUCUCAAUGUUCUUCAGGAUCAUCAUCAGUGUCUAGAUGUUCACUGCUGUGUUCAGCUGUGAAUGUGAGUGCUGUGACUCUCUCCUGGUACAAAGGAAACAGUUUAUUGUCCAGCAUCAGUGUGUCUGAUCUCAGCAUCAGUCUCUCUCUACCUCUGGAGGUGGAAUAUCAGGAGAAAAACACCUACAGCUGUGUGCUCAACAAUCCCAUCAGAAACCAGACCACACAUCUGAACAUCACUACUCAACUCUGUCACACGUGUGCAGGUAAUUCAACAGUAGUCAGUGUCUAUUAACUGAAUUUCUCUGUUUAAUCAAGUAUAUAGAUAGAAUAUUUCCUUUGUUUGUUCUGGGUCUGUAAAUGCACUGUUGAUGUGAGGCCAAGGGUAACAGCUCUCUUUCCAUUUUAGAAUGGUUUCUUGUAAAUAAAGUCCUUGCUGCAUGUGUGUCUGCUGUAGCUCUGGUUGUAGCUCUCGUGAGUGUGAUGUACUUUCUCUGCAGGAAAUGCAGAAGAGCGGCACAAAAAAGAAAUGGUUUUGAACCUACAGUGGAAACGGUCCAGACAGAAGAUGAAGAGGUGCAAUAUGCUGAAACUGCAUUUUCUAGACAAAAUGAUAAGAAAAAGAAAACUAACGGGACAGAGGAAACAAUAUACUCCAGGAUUGUCAUGAGACACUGAUCAAACUGUUGUAUUUAUGUUGUCUGGGUUUGUCUACUAACCAGGCAUUCGAUUAGAGAAGAAGAAGAUAAAGAACUCAAAAGCCUGUGUUUUAUGAAAGUCUAAAUCAUUCAUGAAGCAAAAGCAUGAACCUGAUUUGAGGACGCCCCCUGGUGGUAGAAAUAUGUCACUAUUUUGGUAUCAAGAUUUUCUAUUGCACUGACAUCCCAUGUCACAUAAUGCUAUUCAUUAUUGAUUCAUGCUUAAUAUUAAAAAAUGAUGUGCAAUCCUUUCUUGAGUUUAACAAGCCUCCUCUGACUUUGAUAUGAUAUUUGAAUGCUGUUAUUUUCCCCCAGAGCAUGAAUGUUAAGAGCUCUUUUAAGCCCACCAUUUUCUUCCAACCUGCUGUUAAUUUUAUGAGUUUUUGGACUGGUUCCAGAUUAAUGAGCUCUAAUGCUGGAAUCUGUUCAAUGCUAUUUGAGAUUUGAGAUGUUUAUGAGAUGAGUUUGAGCUCAGCAAUGCAUGUUGUAUACUGUAGACUUGUGGAUUUUUGUGCUUAACAAAAUAAUAAUUACCAUAAAAGUAUUUUAUAAAGUUUUUGUUAGUUUGUCUGGGGUUUAAUGCAUAACUGAUUAUAUAAUUUUGUAAACAUUUUGUAUGUUUUGUAUAUUUUCAUGUUUAAUUUUUGUACUGGCUAUAGAUAUUUUCUGCAUAAAUCAUUUAUUAUUAUGUUGGUUCUAUUUCCUUGGCUUAACCGCCAGAGGGCGCAACAAAGUGGAAAAUCUUCCUGUCCUUCCCUUUGUCGAGAACCUAAUAUCAAAGCUGUCACCUCGUGACCUUAGUGACGUGUCUG
Cyprinus carpio (common carp) is the source of this 1890-nucleotide messenger RNA. RefSeq lists its product as uncharacterized. Lineage: Eukaryota; Metazoa; Chordata; Actinopteri; Cypriniformes; Cyprinidae. Bases 1 to 675 code for a protein of 224 amino acids. The transcript has 5 exons. The record is from RefSeq and is a predicted model, not a curated record.